Messenger RNA from Penicillium cataractarum, 717 nucleotides. RefSeq names its product ATG3/ATG10 family protein. The record is from RefSeq and is a predicted model, not a curated record. Gene Ontology annotation, molecular function: Atg12 transferase activity. NCBI's taxonomy places the organism in Eukaryota, Fungi, Ascomycota, Eurotiomycetes, Eurotiales, Aspergillaceae. Gene Ontology annotation, cellular component: intracellular anatomical structure. Gene Ontology annotation, biological process: protein modification by small protein conjugation; macroautophagy; protein lipidation. The transcript is spliced from 4 exons. The coding region runs from base 1 to 717 and encodes 238 amino acids.
AUGGUUGAUGGCGCAAUGGCGCACACCACGCCGUCUCUGUCCGCCUUUCCAUUUCUCACGCCGGACGAGUUUGACUCUGCAUGUCGAGCUCUUGCCGAGCGAACCCGCAGCUGCACGGCCGCCCAAGUGGACGGAGGCUGGUCCUCGGUUCGACUGGUCACACAGAUUCCUGAUGCAGAUUUACAAGAAGUCUCGACCCACACCGAUACUUCUACAUCUACGCAGGCACAGGCAAAAGCAAAAGCAAUGGAAGAUGAAGAUGAAGAUCCGGUCUGCAGCCCGUCUCCUAAUAAUUUUCAAUCACAGGAAGCCCUUAUCCGCACCAAUCUCCAUCCCACUUUGCAGAUAGAUUAUGAUAUCGUGCUCUCCCCCACAUAUCAAGUCCCCGUCUUGUAUUUCGUGCUCCGGUGGCACAAUCACCAAGGCCCCGUGGGGCUGGACGCGGUCUAUCAAUAUGUAGUACCGGAGCAGUACAAGCAGCAAUUGCAGAAUGUCGGGGUGAUGGGAGGGAUCAGUUUCGGCUAUCAUCCAGAAUCUGGCGCUCCGGCCUUUUUUGUCCACCCGUGCAACACCGCGGAUGCCAUGGCGCAUGUUGCAGAUGGACAGAGCGUCACCACCGGAACAUAUCUCCUCAUCUGGCUCGGUCUCGUAGGUCAAUCGGUGAACCUGCACGUUCCCCGCGAGAUCGUCCUCUCCGAUGGGUCCAGCCCAUACUGA